UCGAACUGCCGCAACAGCGGGAACGGGAACGGCAAGCAGAGAAGAUCCCGAACGAACUUCACGCUGGAGCAGUUGGCCGAGUUGGAGAGGUUGUUCGACGAGACGCAUUACCCCGACGCGUUCAUGAGGGAAGAGCUCAGCCAGAGACUCGGCUUGAGCGAGGCGAGGGUUCAAGUCUGGUUUCAGAAUCGGCGUGCAAAGUGCCGCAAGCACGAGAGUCAAUUGCACAAAGAAUCAAGGUUAACCGGAAACUUGACAGGUGUGGCAGGUGGGAUGGUGCUGGCUCCACGAAGUCCGCCGGCGAGUUUGGAACCGUGUCGAGUGGCGCCGUACCUGCCGGCGUUGAGGUUGCAUCCGCCGAUGCAGGCGGCCGCUGCAGCCGCUGCCGCGGCCAACAUGAGCACCGCGGCGUCUGCCUUCGACCCGGCGGUCCUCCAUUACGCGGCAGCCGGUGGCCUCUUUUGUCUUCCGCCACCGCCGCCGCCGCCGCCACCGCCGCCACCGUCGUCGAGCUCCGCUCAUCCGCACCCUCAUCCCCUGAGCCUGGCGGCUUCGCUGGCCGCGGCCGCGGCACGCUCCAAGAACAGCAGCAUCGCCGACCUGAGGUUAAAGGCCAGGCGACACCAGGAGGCACUCGGACUCGACAGGCCCGCCUUGUUUAAAGAAAACAUUCUAGAUCCUCGCCCUAAGAAAUUCAAGGAAGAUUCUAUUUCGAAACAGAUCGACUCAGAAAAUGAUUCGAUCAUCGUGUACACUUUCGGCGUGGGCUAUCGAAAUCAAAAUCAAAAUCAAAAUCAAAAUCAAAAGGAA
Messenger RNA from Heterotrigona itama, 810 nucleotides. The record is from the annotation of a GenBank genome assembly. NCBI's taxonomy places the organism in Eukaryota, Metazoa, Arthropoda, Insecta, Hymenoptera, Apidae.